AUGACCAGUGAUAUGGAAGCAGAGCAUAUCUCUACCCAUCUGGAGACUCUGAAACCGAAUCCAGAUACUUUUCAAGAAACGAACUUUAUAGAAAUGGGAUCAAAUGAGCCUCUUGCUCAGCAUAUGUCAGCUUCAGAAGAGCUUGUGGCUUCCACGAGUAGCAUCCUGGAGUUGCCGAAAGUCGAAACAUUUGAGCCAGAGCACACCUCUUUGCAGUCUUCUCUUUCGGUUGAUUCUCAGUCUUUGAUGCCACAGUUGCAACCUUGGUCACUAGCUAGAUGCACUAGCCAAAGGUCAUUGCCGCUGGGAAGGAAGCGGAAGACACCACCAGAGUCUACUCUCAGUGGCUCUGCAUCCGAGAGUAUUGAUGCAUCUAACAAGCGAGUAGAGCCAGUGCAUCACAGACCAUGGCUUGAACAAUUCUAUUCAGCAAGUAUUCAACCAGCUGCUUCUCUUUCUCCGAAGACAGAACAUCCACCAAUGCUUGCUAAGAAAGUGAGGCAAACGGAACCUGCUUCCCAAAAAUCUGGGAGGCAAGCGAUGAGCAAGAAACAAACAGGCGCAACGAAAACACUGAAUGAAGGAAACGAGUCUUUGAGAUCGAAAAUGAAAGAAUCAUUAGCAGCUGCCUUGGCUUUGGUUCUGGAGCAUGAGGAAUCUCCGAAAGAGAAUAAGAAUGCAGAAACUGAAGAAGCUAUUGUUUCAGUAGCUGAAAGUAAUGAGCCUGCCUCAGCUGAAGGCAUCACGCCAAGGGAUGAAGAUUCUGAGAAGAAGGACGGCGAUGGAAUAAUUUUGCCGCAAGAGACUUCCAAUGACACCAAGAUGAAUUAUGUUGAUCAGUCUGAUGUAGAGAAAACUCAAUUUGACGAGGUUUUCCACUGUGAUGAUGUUCCUUUUAGCAGUAGUAUCUUUUCGAGCGAUGAGCUUUUACAGGGUAAUGGCCUCUCGUGGGUUUUGGAACCUGUUUUAGAUCUUGCGGAUAAUGAAACUGGUGGAGAAAAAGCGUCUGAGGAUCCAAACCUCUUGGCAUCUAGAAUUGAGUUGGAACUGUUUAAGCUGUUUGGAGGUGUGAACAAGAAGUACAAAGAGAAGGGAAGGUCUCUCCUGUUCAAUUUGAAGGACAAGAACAAUCCUGAGCUAAGAGAAAGUGUCAUGUCCGGGAAGAUCUCUCCGGAGCGGUUGUGUUCUAUGACGGCUGAGGAACUUGCAUCUAAGGAGCUUUCUCAGUGGCGACAAGCGAAAGCAGAAGAGAUGGCUGAUAUGGUUGUCCUGCGGGAUACAGACGUUGAUGUCAGAAGUCUGGUGAGGAAGACGCAUAAAGGUGAGUUUCAAGUAGAGAUUGAUCCUGUUGACACUGUGACAGUGGAUGUCUCUUCUGGAAUUACCUCACGUAGUAAACCACGAGGCAAGAACAGAUCGGCGAAAUCAUCUAACCCUGCCAAAUCCACUCUGAAGAAAAAUGAUGAGAACACAAAAUCCGACCAGGGAACAUCAUCUGAUACGACUCUGCCAUCAACCGAGGAGAUUGAUCCAAUGCAUGGUCUGUCAAUGGAUGAUGAGAUGAAAGAUGUGGGAUUUCUUCCUCCAAUAGUAUCGCUUGAUGAGUUCAUGGAGUCACUGAACUCAGAACCUCCAUUUGGAAGCCCAGAACAUGGAAAUGCUGUAAAGGAGGAAGAGCCUGCAUCUGAGAAGAGUGAGUUAGAAGUUGGGCCACAUUCAGAAUCUCCUAAGCAGUCUCCAAAGGAACCCUGUAAGAGCGUCUCUCCUACAACAAAACUCGGAAAUAGUAAUGUAACAUCCCCAAAACCGGAUCCUGGUGUCGUACUCGAUGCUGAUGUCUCCAAACCUGAAAAAGCACUUCUGGUUGAUAGCUUAAAAGUGGACCGAAUAUGGGAUGGUAUACUGCAGCUUAGCGUCUCUUCUCUUGUCUCGGUCACCGGAAUUUUCAAGAGUGGUGAGAAAGCAAAGACAAGCGAGUGGCCAGCGCUGGUGGAGGUAAAGGGUAGAGUGAGACUCAGUGCGUUUGGGAAGUUUGUACAAGAGCUUCCGUUGUCUCGAAGCCGUGUCCUAAUGGUAAUGAAUGUGGUUUGCAAGGAUGGUAUCUCUCAGAGCCAACGUGACAGCCUUUUUGAGGUUGCCAAGUCGUACGUUGCUGACCAAAGAGUUGGUUACGCAGAACCAACCUCAGGCGUCGAGCUUUACCUCUGCCCGCCACGUGGAGAAACCUUAGAUUUGCUGAGCAAAAUCAUCUCCAAGGACCAUCUCGAUGAGGUCAAGUGUUCAGACAAUAUUGGAUUGAUCGGCGUUGUUGUGUGGAGGCGUACGGUCGCAUCUCCUAGCUCACGCCAUAAGCCAGGAUCCAAACGUCAGCACUCUUCUUCAGGCACUAAGAGCUCUGUGUUGGCUCCUGAGAAGAAAAAUCCUAGAAGUGUGAAUGUUACGAAUCAUCCUCCUCCUCCUCCUGUUGUUGCUGUUGCAUCCGUGAGGAUUCAUGGUUUAGGUGGUCUCGUUGGUGAUGAAGACGACUUGCCACCUGGAUUUGGCCCUGUAGCUGCAAAAGACGACGAUGACUUACCGGAAUUUAACUUCAAUGCCUCCAGUGGACCGGUUGCUUCUUCUCCCCGACCACCUCCUCAGUCCCGGUCGAUGGAUCAAGUAAGGGAGCUCAUACUCAAGUAUGGAAACUCAGCAGGUAGUGGUAGUAAACGAACAUGGAAUAAUCAUGACGAUGAUGACGACGACGACAUUCCUGAAUGGCAACCGCAAGUCUCAGGCCCCCAGAUUCAACCACCACCACCUCCUCCUCCUGGCUUCAAAACAGAGAUGAAUCCUCAAAUCCAUAGCAGAACCGUCGCCAGACCAUCGGAUGGAUGGAGAGCCAAUCAAAACGACCCUAGGCAACAACAGUACAGUGCUCGUAGGAACAGAGGAUUUUGA
This is a messenger RNA of Microthlaspi erraticum, 2937 nucleotides long. The record is from the annotation of a GenBank genome assembly. Lineage: Eukaryota; Viridiplantae; Streptophyta; Magnoliopsida; Brassicales; Brassicaceae.